AUGGUUCUCAAGCUCAAGGGUUUCCAAGUGCGGAGUACCGAUCAUGGUAUUAAGGUACUCCGUUCAAUCCGUACUUUGCGACCCGAAGUGUCCGAAUGGAGACUUGACACCAACGUUGAUUGGCGCUGUUCCUGGUCUUCCACCAAGUCUAGUCCACUCUGGUAUCUGGUGUACCAGCCUCGCUUGGGACCCGUUACCCGGCGAUCGCUAUCUCUUGCUCCCGUGUACAAUUUCUGCGAUCUUGGGCGAACGGUGCGAACAUCUGGUUAA
Molecule: messenger RNA, 270 nt
Organism: Penicillium malachiteum
Lineage: Eukaryota; Fungi; Ascomycota; Eurotiomycetes; Eurotiales; Aspergillaceae
Exons: 2
Coding region: 1-270 (89 amino acids)
Source: RefSeq, a predicted model, not a curated record